AUGGAGUUUCACGAUGCCCAGAAAUUCGUGGCCAGGUCGAUCGACGAGAUCACCAACCGUUUCCAGAAAGUACCUGGGUCAGCAAUGCUGAUCCGGUACAUUCAAUCCAGCUAUCAAGACGACCCAGUCCGCUCCGCCAUUGAACUGAUCUUAGUGAUCUUUUUCAUUCGAUAUCUGCUUGCGCCAUCCUACGCGACACAUACUGGCAACUUUGUAACCUUGACGGAAGAGGAAAUCGACGACCUCGUGGAUGAAUGGACUCCUGAGCCUCUGGUUGCGCCUCAAACGGCAUUCGAAAAGGAAGAAGCAGAAAAGCUACCAGUUAUUGUCGGACCCUCAGGUCCAAAGACCAGACUCUCCAACGGCCGAACCGUUACAAACCUCGCAUCUUAUAACUUCUACAAUUUCGUCGGAAAUGAGCAGGUCAAAGAGAAAGCUAUUCAGACUCUCCGAACAUAUGGUGUUGGACCCUGCGGCCCUCCUCAAUUCUACGGCACUCAAGAUGUACACAUGAAGACGGAGGCAGACAUUGCUUCUUGUUUAGGGACGGAAGGAUGUAUCGUCUACGCCCAAGCCUUCUCUACGAUUUCUAGUGUCAUUCCCGCUUUCUGCAAAAGAGGCGAUGUCAUCGUGGCCGAUCGGGCUGUCAAUUAUGCUAUUCGCAAAGGUCUUCAGAUCUGCAGGAGUACGAUUCGAUAUUAUGAACACAAUGAUAUGGAGGAUUUGGAACGAGUGCUGCAGAAGGUAGUCAAGGAUCAAGCGAAGAAGCCUUUGACUAGGAGAUUUAUUGUUACUGAAGGGUUGUUCGAGACGGUUGGGGACUGUGUGGAUCUGCCAAAAUUGGUUGAACUAAAACAAAGAUACAAAUUCCGUCUCAUGCUCGAUGAGACAUGGUCAUUCGGAGUUCUUGGCAGAACCGGUCGUGGACUUACCGAAGCUCAAAACGUAGAUGCCUCUCAAGUGGACAUGCUGGUCGGGUCGCUUGCAGGACCUCUCUGCGCAGGUGGUGGUUUCUGUGCUGGAUCAGUUGAUGUCGUAGCACACCAGCGUAUUACUGCUGCGUCCUAUACAUAUUCUGCAGCUUUACCAGCGAUGCUUGCUACAACCGCUAGCGAAACACUCAACAUGCUCCAGUCGAAUCCAGAAGUUUUAGUCCAAUGUCGGGACAACAUCAAGGCAAUGAGGGCGCAACUUGACCCCAGAAGUGAUUGGGUCAGAUGUACAAGUGCGAUUGAUAAUCCUGUCAUGCUAUUGGUUCUUAAGCCUGACGUGGUCAACUCGAGACGUCUUUCUAUUAUGGAACAGGAGCGUUUAUUACAGGAGUGUGUGGACGAGACUCUCGCCAAUGGCGUCUUGAUCACUCGACUCAAGUCUAUGCCAGUUGCGCCAGGUGCCAAUGGCAAAGACGUAGGUUGGAAACUUCAACCUGCGCUCAAGGUCUGUGUCACGACCGGUCUUUCAAAGAAAGAGAUUGAGAAGGCUGGUAUCACAAUCCGUCACGCUAUCACCAAGGUCUUGACACGCAAGACAAGCAGUAAGCUAGGGCUACCAUCAGUAGGCUGA
Glarea lozoyensis ATCC 20868 is the source of this 1563-nucleotide messenger RNA. RefSeq names its product PLP-dependent transferase. Gene Ontology annotation, cellular component: endoplasmic reticulum. The transcript has 5 exons. NCBI's taxonomy places the organism in Eukaryota, Fungi, Ascomycota, Leotiomycetes, Helotiales, Helotiaceae. Bases 1 to 1563 code for a protein of 520 amino acids. The record is from RefSeq and is a predicted model, not a curated record. Gene Ontology annotation, biological process: sphingosine biosynthetic process; ceramide biosynthetic process. Gene Ontology annotation, molecular function: serine C-palmitoyltransferase activity; pyridoxal phosphate binding.